Molecule: messenger RNA, 2448 nt
Organism: Pezoporus occidentalis (night parrot)
Lineage: Eukaryota; Metazoa; Chordata; Aves; Psittaciformes; Psittacidae
Gene: CAST
Product: calpastatin
Exons: 29
Coding region: 152-2440 (762 amino acids)
Cellular component (GO): cytoplasm
Molecular function (GO): calcium-dependent cysteine-type endopeptidase inhibitor activity
Source: RefSeq, a predicted model, not a curated record
GGAAGGGGAGGAUCCGCCACCGCCCCAGAAAGCUGUGCCACUGGUACCGCCGCGCCCCUAGAUCGGUCGGUUCCCCUUGCUUCGCCGGCCGACCCUAGCUUCUCCGUGGCCCGGAGCCGCACCGGGGCAGGCGGAAGGGAGUCCCGCCGCUAUGUCUCAGCCCGGGACGGGGAGGCAGCCGCCCCCCGCCGCGCAUGGUGACAACAAGGCAAGUGGAACUUCUUCCAAAUCAGGAGAGAAAGAAGCAGGUGUAGCAGAGAAGAAAUCAGCAAGUGCUAGUGUUAGCCAACCCCUCAAAACACAGACAAUUGAAGCACCUUCUGCUGUUAAGAAGCAGUCCCCUACUGUGGAUGUAUCAAAACCCCAAACCAUGAAGCCAUCUGAAACAAAGCCUGCACCAACAACCAUAACAGAGUCUGGAAAAAGCACGCAGUCAACCAAGCCAACAGACUCUCAAAAUAAACAGCUGUCUGAAGAGAGGCAAAAGGAACCCAAUGGCGCAAAAAGCCAAACUUCCCCUUCUCUGACAACAAAUAAUGCAGAAAAAGUAACUACAGCUCAAGCUGGCCAGCCUCCAGAAGCAAUCUCCAUAGAGACAGCAAAGCCCAAGUCUGAGAAAAUGUCCACAGAGGCUUCUGCAGCUGGUGCAAGCGUAGUUCCUGUGGCUGAUAAGUCAAGCAGCGAGGCUGGAAUGGAUGAGUCAGCGCUAGAUAGCCUAAUAGAUACCCUGGGUGGACCUGAAGAAGUUGUGCCUACUAGUCCUGUUUACACUGGUCCAGAAGUUACGGAAGAUAUAUCUUCAAGAUACCUGGAAGAACUGGGUAAACGAGAAGGUAGUCUCCCUCCAGAGUAUGUUAAAUUGUUGAAGAGCAAAGGGGGUGGCAAAGAUGGAUUCCCACCAAAAGCAGAUGAACGAGAGGAAAAACCAAUGACAGAUGAUGAGCUUGCAGAGGCCUUGUCAUCAGACUUCACCUGUAGUACUGCUUCUGCUGAAGAAAAGACAAGUCUGACAGAGAAACCAAGUAAGGAAGGAGAAAUUGUACAAGCACAAGCAGUAAGUUCAGUAAACACCUCAGUUCCUCCUAAGGAGAAGAAAACAAAAUCAAAAGAGAAAAUUAAAGGUGUUGUAAUGGAAGUUCUUGGUACUCUUGGUGGACCUGAACCUGAAGAUCAUACCCCUGUUGUAGAGGUGGCAGUGGCUAAAGCUAAGGAGAAAAAGGAAGAAAAGGCUGGAGAACUUGAUGAUACGGUACCUCCAGAGUACAGGUUAACACUUAAGUUGGAUAAAGAUGGAAAACCAGUACUGCCAAAGCCUGAGGAAAAACCUAAGCCUUUGAGUGAAUCUGAUCUUGUUGAUGAAUUUUCAAAAGGCUUUGUGUGCUCUGCCCAGCCUGCAGUACAGUCCAAACCAUCAAAUCCCAGCAGCAUGUCCAGAACGCCUUCAGAUUCUGUGGCUGCAAAAAUUACUGAGGAUGAAGCAGUCCCUUGUGCCACAGCUUGCACUCUGCAGUCUUCAGCUGCAACAGCUGUGUCUUCACAGGUUGGCCAAGUGGCAGAUGAAGCACUGGAAGCCUUAUCCAGUACCCUAGGAAAGAUGGAGCCUGAUCCAGAUCAAAAGAAGCCUGCUGUGGACAAAAUUAAGGAGAAAACCAACCAGGAGCAACACAAAAAACUGGGUGAAGAUGAAGAAACAAUUCCUCCAGAGUACAGAUUAACAGAAGCAAAAGAUAAAGAAGGAAAACCACUCUUACCAAAACCAGAAGAAAAGUCCCAGCCUAUGAGUGAAAAUGAUCUUUUAGAGGGUUUGUCAGAAGGAUUUUCCUAUUCUCCAUCUCCAUCUGCACCACUACCUACACAAACUGUAAUAAAGAAAACCAAGAAGGUCAAAAAUUCUGCAGGUUCUUCCGACAUUGUCUCUGCUGCUACAGUUUCUUUAGUGCGCUCAGCAGCUCCCCUAGCUUCUACCUCUGGAGGGAAAGAGAUGGAUGAAGCCUUGGAUCUCCUGUCUGAUUCCCUGGGGCAGAGGGAACCUGUCCCUGAUGAGAACAAACUGGUUGUGGACAAAGUAAAGGAAAAGGCUAAAUCUGAACACAGAGACAAACUUGGAGAAAGAGAUGAUACCAUCCCACCUGAUUAUCAGGAACUUCUGGAGUCAGGUGAGCAGGGUAAACCAGUAAAUCCAACAGCAAAGGGCAGUGUGAAACACAGAGAACCAGAGAAGCGAGUGGAUGACUCUGCAGCUAUCGAUGCCCUAUCAGGUGACUUUGACACUAGUGCAAGGGCUCCUGACACACCACAGCACUCAAAGUGUAGGACAGAAGUGGAAAGGAAACCACUAAGCCAACCCCGAAGGCUAAGGGAAAACCCAAAGACCCUAAAACGGCAAAGGGACAGCCCUCCAGCAGCAAAUCUGAGAAGCAGAAAACAAGCUAAACAUUAACAUUAAAG